UGACUCUUCUUCCAUAUUGAUCACUCAUUCAUGUCAUGUCCCCACUCUUUAGAAAAGUUGCUCUCUUGACUCAUAAAUCUCAUCGUCAGCGGUGGUCACCCACCAUAACAAACACCAAUACGGCUUCGUGAGAAUACCAACACUACCCUUUCCCUUUGAGAAACCAAAAGCAGAUAUGCGUAAGCGUAUCCUCAAAUUCUUUAGAACAAAAAUCCAAAUGAUUCUUCUUGCAUCAUUCUUAGUGCUCCUAAGCUUCACCACAUUCGAAGCAGCUCCAGUAUACAACUUCCACCAUUGCACAGAUUACCAAACUACCUAUUACAAACCCAAUUCAACUUUUCAAAAUACCUUAAAUACCCUUCUCUCUUCCCUCAUCUCAAACGCCACCCUCCACAACGGUUUCUACUCCAUCCACAUACCCCUCCAAACCCCUAACGAUUUAAAAGGACUUUUCCUCUGCCGUGCUGACGUCACCCCUUCCCUCUGUCAAAACUGUGUAACCGCCGCUGCCAACAAUAUUACGAAACUUUGCAACAACCAAACAGAGUCUAUAAUCUGGUACGAUGAGUGCUUAUUGCGUUACUCCAAUGACACCGUCUUGAACCAUAUAGUUCCAUCAACAUAUUUGGAAUCUCAAGAGAGUGUUCCUCAUUCAGAACGUACACAAUUCAAUGAUUUUCUUCCAAGUUUUUUGAAGGGGGUAGUACAAGAAGCUGUGUAUUCUCCUCAGAAAUUUGCUGUGAAAGAAGCGAAUUUCACGGAUUCUAUGAAAUUCUAUUCUUUGGCACAGUGUACACCUGAUUUAUCCACGUUUGACUGUAACACGUGUUUGCAAGGUGCUAUUAGUACAAUCAAUGGAAAACGAGGAGCAAGAUCACUUCUUCCUAGUUGUAAUCUUCGAUACGACUCGUAUCAGUUUUACAAUGUUUCUUCUGUUUCCACUCAACCACAACUUUCAUCUCCUUCUUCAGGAAAAAGGAAAGUUUCUAUUGUUAUUGCGGUUGUUGUUCCAAUUGUUGUUGCUGUGGUACUUUUCAUUAUUGGAUGCUUAUUCCUGCUUAAGAGGGAAAAAAAUAAGUAUAAGUAUAAUUCAUUCAUUCAGGGUUCAUCCUCAAUUCGGCGCGAGGAUCUUAGCGAUGUAGAUUGUUUGCAAUUUGACUUUGCCGCAGUUGAAGCUGCCACAAACUGUUUCUCGAAUAAGAAUAAGAUUGGCGAAGGCGGAUUUGGCGUUGUUUAUAAGGGUAUCCUUCCUAAUGGACAUGAGAUAGCUGUGAAGAGGUUGUCGGCAACCUCACUGCAAGGUGUAAUAGAAUUCAGGAAUGAAGCUUCCCUUGUGGCCAAGCUUCAACAUAGAAAUUUAGUGAGGCUGUUGGGAUUUUGUUUGGAAGGGCGCGAGAAGAUGCUUGUCUAUGAAUACAUACCGAAUAAAAGCCUUGAUCGUUAUCUAUUUGAUCCUGCAAUGCAAAGGGAGUUAGACUGGUCAAGACGCUACAAGAUUAUAGUUGGCAUCGCUCGAGGGAUUCUUUAUCUCCAUGAAGACUCUCAACUUAGAAUUAUUCAUCGUGAUCUCAAAGCUAGCAAUGUUCUAUUAGACGAAAAUAUGAAUCCAAAAAUUUCAGAUUUUGGGAUGGCAAAAAUUUUCCAAGCAGAUCAAACUCAAGUAAAUACAGGAAGGAUAGUGGGGACUUACGGCUACAUGUCUCCAGAAUAUGCAAUGCGCGGACAGUUCUCUGUUAAGUCAGAUGUGUUCAGUUUCGGUGUCUUAGUUUUGGAAAUUGUGAGUGGCAAGAAAAAUACUGAUUUAAAUCAAUGGAAUAAUGCUGAUGACCUCUUAAGCUAUGCUUGGAAAAAAUGGUCAGAGCAAACACCUUUAGAAUUACUGGAUCCAACACUACGAGGUUCUUGUUCAAGAAAUGAAGUCAUCAGAUGCAUCCAUAUGGGUUUGUUGUGUGUUCAAGAAAAUCCAAAUGACAGGCCUUCUAUGGAAACUAUUGCACUUAUGCUCAACAGUUAUUCAGUUACCUUGUCAUUACCUCGACAACCACCAUCUUUCUUGCGUGGAAGAACACCCGACAGAAUAACACAAGGGCUUAAUUCUGAUCAGUCUUCCACCUGUUCAAUUCCAUGGUCUGUGAAUGAAGUAUCCAUUACCGAAGUAUAUCCUCGAUAAAAGAUAUUGUUUGUAUGUUUUCUUUGAUUCAUACAGUGUAUGUUCAAAUCAUGUCAAACUAUGGUGUAACAGCUACAUUUACCUAGUUUAUAUAUAUAUAUAUAUAUAUAUAUAUAUAUAUUGGAAAUAAUAAUAGCUAAAAUAAUUGUUUUAAUAGUAAAAAUUAUGGCUAUUGAGUGUAGAUUCUGUCGGCUCUAUAUACUUACAAGCUUCAUGUUAGAAUUGGGAUGCACAUGCAUUGUACAUAAUUGAGACCUGAGCAAUUUGCAAUAUCAACAAAAUUGUUUCAGAAACA
Molecule: messenger RNA, 2465 nt
Organism: Cicer arietinum (chickpea)
Lineage: Eukaryota; Viridiplantae; Streptophyta; Magnoliopsida; Fabales; Fabaceae
Product: cysteine-rich receptor-like protein kinase 10
Biological process (GO): protein phosphorylation; defense response to bacterium
Cellular component (GO): plasma membrane
Molecular function (GO): protein serine/threonine kinase activity; ATP binding
Source: RefSeq, a predicted model, not a curated record